Mustela lutreola (European mink) is the source of this 4360-nucleotide messenger RNA. RefSeq names its product FERM domain containing kindlin 1 (gene FERMT1). The coding region runs from base 170 to 2206 and encodes 678 amino acids. The transcript has 15 exons. Gene Ontology annotation, cellular component: focal adhesion. The record is from RefSeq and is a predicted model, not a curated record. Gene Ontology annotation, biological process: cell-matrix adhesion; integrin-mediated signaling pathway. Gene Ontology annotation, molecular function: integrin binding. NCBI's taxonomy places the organism in Eukaryota, Metazoa, Chordata, Mammalia, Carnivora, Mustelidae.
CUUUAACCUCGAGCGGCCGCCGCGAGCGCCCACUCCCGCCCUCCACUUCGCGCGCCCUCCCGCCCGGCCUGGGGCGCCUCCGCCUGGACUCCGGGGGCGCAGGCGUCCACGUGCGCGUCGGCAAAACUGCGCGCUACCCGCGCCCGGAAAGCAGACGCCUGCAUUUGCCAUGAUGCUCUCAUCCAGCGACUUUGCAUCUGCUUCUUGGGAGCUCAUCGUCAGAGUUGACCAUCCAAACGAGGAGAAGCCUAAAGAGGUCACACUGAGAGUGUCUGGAGACCUGCAUGUUGGGGGGUUAAUGCUCAAGUUAGUAGAACAGAUCAACGUAGCCCAAGACUGGUCAGACUUUGCCCUCUGGUGGGAACAGAAACAUUGCUGGCUUCUGAAAACACACUGGACUCUGGACAAAUGUGGGGUCCAGGCAGACGCAAAGCUUCUCUUCACCCCUCAGCACAAAAUGCUUCGCCUCCGCCUGCCAAACGCAAAGACAGUGAGGUUGCGAGUCAGUUUCUCCGCUGUGGUUUUUAAAGCUGUCAGUGAUAUCUGCAAAAUCCUGAAUAUCAGAAGAUCAGAAGAACUUUCCUUGUUAAAGCCAUCUGGUGACUAUUUUAAAAAGAAGAAAAAAAAAGACAAAAGUAACAGGGAGCCCAUAAUUGAAGAUAUUUUGAACCUGGAGGGUUCUUCAACGACUUCAGGUCCACCGGUAAGUCCUGGCUUAUACAGUAAAACCAUGACUCCCACGUACGACCCCAUCAGUGGAACGCCCGCAUCCUCCACCAUGACUUGGUUCAGCGACAGCCCUUUGACAGAACAAAACUGCAGCGUCCUGGCAUUCAGCCAACCCCCCCAGUCACCAGAAGCACUGGCAGAUAUGUACCAGCCUCGGUCUCUGGUUGACAAAGCCAGGCUUAACGCAGGUUGGCUGGACUCCUCACGUUCCCUUAUGGAGCAAGGCAUCCAGGAGGAUGAGCAGCUGCUGUUACGAUUUAAAUACUACACUUUCUUUGACUUGAAUCCCAAAUACGAUGCUGUUCGAAUCAACCAACUCUAUGAACAAGCCAGGUGGGCCAUCCUCUUGGAAGAAAUUGACUGCACGGAAGAAGAAAUGUUGAUCUUUGCAGCACUGCAAUAUCACAUUAGCAAACUCUCGCUGUCAGCUGACACACAGGAUUUUGCAAAUGAGUCUGAGGUCGACGAAGUAGAAGCUGCACUCUCUAAUUUGGAAGUGACCCUAGAAGGUGGAAAAGCAGACAACGCUUUGGAGGACAUUACUGAUAUCCCUAAACUUGCAGAUCAUCUCAAAUUAUUUAGGCCCAAGAAGCUGAUCUUAAAGGCUUUCAAACAAUAUUGGUUCAUCUUUAAAGACACAUCUAUAGCCUACUUUAAAAAUAAGGAACUUGAGCAAGGAGAACCAGUAGAAAAACUAAAUCUUAGAGGCUGUGAAGUUGUGCCAGACGUCAACGUAGCAGGGAGAAAAUUUGGAAUCAAGUUACUAAUCCCUGUUGCCGAUGGUAUGAAUGAAGUGUAUCUGAGAUGUGACCAUGAGAACCAGUAUGCGCAAUGGAUGGCUGCCUGCAUCCUGGCAUCGAAGGGCAAAACCAUGGCAGACAGCUCCUACCAGCCAGAGGUCCUCAACAUCCUUUCAUUCCUGAGAAUGAAAAAUCGGAACUCGGCAUCUCAGGUGGCUUCCAAUAACGAAACCAUGGAAAUGAACCCUGAAAGUUUUGUGUCACCUCGGUGUGCAAAAAAACACAAGUCAAAGCAGCUGGCAGCCCGGAUUCUAGAAGCCCACCAGAACGUGGCCCAGAUGCCGCUGGUCGAAGCCAAGCUGCGGUUCAUCCAGGCGUGGCAGUCUCUUCCGGAAUUUGGCCUCACCUACUACCUUGUCAGAUUUAAAGGAAGCAAGAAAGAUGAUAUCCUGGGAGUUUCAUAUAACAGGCUGAUUAGAAUUGAUGCAGCCACAGGGAUUCCAAUGACAACAUGGAGAUUCACAAAUAUGAAACAGUGGAACGUAAACUGGGAAAUCCGGCAGGUGGCAAUCGAAUUUGACCAGAACGUCUCCAUUGCGUUCACCUGCCUGAGUGCAGAUUGCAAGAUCGUGCAUGAGUACAUCGGUGGAUAUAUUUUCUUGUCUACUCGGUCUAAGGACCAGAAUGAAACCCUUGACGAGGACCUGUUCCACAAGCUGACUGGCGGUCAGGAAUGAAGCAAAACUGACCUGCCCACACACAGACGGUGAGCCAAGGAUGGUCCUCCCUGAACAGAUGGGCUCCUUGGCUCGCACAGUGUGCACUGCAGCCUGACGGACAGCAUGUACUCACCACUGGUCCGUCAGAUGAGGACCUCAUCUCAUUCCAGAUACCCUGCCCGCUACCUCCUUUUCCUUACUUUCCUCUAUCCUACCAGUGACGGAAGGGCCCUCAGUUGCCUUUUCUGCAAAAUGGGUGGGUGGGAGACAGGCUAGAACUCAAAAGAUUACUCUAUGGCCCAGCCUGCAGCCACUGUUCUCUGACUUGCAGAACCUGCAGGUCUAUGGCUAGAAGCCACCAUUGUGCUUCUCUGCUUUGUUGCUAAAUCAGCAAAAGACAGAAAGGUCGAAAGCAUGGGUGGCCAAGGACAGAUCUUAUUCCAUAACUCAGGUAUAAAAAGUAAUUAGUCUUUCCUAACAGAACUGCUUUUAGCUCCCAUCCUCUGAAAAUGACAGAGGGGGUCCUCACGUACACACAGACUUGUUCCCUAUAGGUCAAGGCCUGGGGGUGGGGAAGGGAGAGGUGGAGUUACCUCGCUCUGGUUGGUGACAAGGCGUCAGAGCAGUGGCCUUCAAGGUCAUCAGCUCACAGUGAUUUCUGCAGAGGUGACUACAGACCCAUCUGGCCUUGGACAUUGGCCCCCUCAGGUUAUACCGUGAGUCCUAUUCCACUCCUGGAAGGUCCCUCAGCCACCUUCAUGCCUUUCUUGAUGAUGGGGUGACUCAAAGGCACAGGGAAAUCCAUUCCUCAACCCAGCUGCAGAUCUCAACUGCUGCUCCUUGGAGCGGGAUGGGUCCAGUUUUCUCUGUUCCUAAGAAGCACGGCCCCACAUCUGGGGUUACUGUGGGGUCUUUCUCCCAGCUGGUCAGGAAGAGAAGGACAAGCCCAUUCUCAAAAACCACCAAGUUCAAGGGCUGGUGGCUUCCCUUCUGGCUUCUGCGUGUAUUUUGUAAAUCAGGAGCUGAUAACAGACUUCUGUUUUCUCUGCUUUUCGCUCUGUCAUCUCUGCCUCAAGCCACGGGCAUGAGCCAGGUAACCGCUGCCUCAGUUGUCAUUUUCUGCUUUGGUUUGUCACCUAUGAGAGGAGGGGGUUUUGAGAAGGAAAGAAUCGAUAUCCAGGGUAGAGGGAAAUACCAGACAGUAUUUAAUUAUGUUUUGAUAAAUGUUCUGUCCCAGAAAGGACUUUGGCUGCAGGAGUAAAGCACAGGCUCCAUUUCCAUUUUUAAUUCUUUUAUGAUGCAAAACUCUGGAGGCCUGGCCAGGGCUCAGAUGCCCCAAAACGUCACCUGUUGCUUUCUUUUGAGAAACUGAGAUCUUCCAUCGCUCUGGGAGCCGCAUUAGGACAGCCUGGUCUAGGGAACCCCAGGCCCUGUGCUGGAAGCUGUCCCUGGAAAUUCCUCUUUUCAGCCUCUCCUUAGAGGCGCAGGUUCAUGAAAACCCAAUGAAUUUCCGAGGCACCAAAUGAAUUUCCGAGGCCUCACUUAAACUCGGAGGCGGCUUAGGGCACUUGGCAGAUCUGGUCCACAUCAUAAAGACCUUCGUUUGAAAUGUUUGUAUAGAAACUAGUGCUGAGCCUACUGUUCAUCUCGGUGUUGGUCAUUUGGGUAUCGCCUUGGGCUCUACUAUUUUAGAACGUAAGUCAGGUCUUUAAGAGAACAUCAGGCCCUACAUGAAAGUGAUGCUCCUGGACAUCACACUUUACCUGUCUGCUGCCCGGGACAGCUCUGCCUCAUUUACCAAAGCUAGACCUUCGGUGGGACCCUCGUCCUUAGCUCUUCACGGGUGUCUGACAGUUCAAUGAAAACACUCAAAGGAGUGGACUGGUUUUAACCAAACUUUCCGAGGAACGUUUCUUCCCUGAACACACCACCACAUCCCAAAGGAAUAAACAAAUGGGACAAGAAAACCUUAAAUGCUGCUAUUCCAAAGAGCAACUAAGGACUUUUUUUUUUUUAACAUUGGUUGCAAAAGGUCAUCUGACUCCCUAUGAUGAAAUUUUAAAUUAAUGUGUGCCUUUCAGCCUCCUAUUUUUUCUUAGCUACAAUAGAUGGGGAAAUCUGCAUUUAUUAUUUUAUAGGACUUUUUUAAAUAAAAGUUUUAUAUGGAUUUGA